Molecule: messenger RNA, 1172 nt
Organism: Arvicola amphibius (Eurasian water vole)
Lineage: Eukaryota; Metazoa; Chordata; Mammalia; Rodentia; Cricetidae
Gene: Tmem59
Product: transmembrane protein 59
Exons: 8
Coding region: 65-1036 (323 amino acids)
Biological process (GO): positive regulation of autophagy
Cellular component (GO): lysosome; late endosome
Source: RefSeq, a predicted model, not a curated record
AAGAAGGAGAAACCCUGAAAAGAAAACAGCAACAAGCCAAGCGGCUGUGACAGAGGCGGACAAGAUGGCGGCGCCGAAGGGGAAGCUUUGGGUCCAGGCCCAGCUGGGGCUGCCGCCGCUGCUGCUGCUGACCAUGGCGCUGGCCGGAGGCUCGGGGACUGCAGCGGCCGAGGCGUUUGACUCGGUCCUGGGGGACACGGCGUCCUGUCACCGGGCCUGUCAGCUGACCUACCCUUUGCACACCUACCCUAAGGAAGAGGAGCUAUAUGCAUGUCAGAGAGGUUGCAGGCUGUUUUCAAUUUGUCAGUUUGUGGAUGAUGGAACUGAUUUAAAUCGGACCAAAUUGGAAUGUGAAUCUGCGUGCACGGAAGCAUAUUCCCAACCUGAUGAGCAAUAUGCUUGCCAUCUUGGCUGCCAGGAUCAGUUGCCAUUUGCUGAAUUGAGACAAGAACAACUCAUGUCCCUGAUGCCAAGAAUGCACCUCCUUUUCCCUCUGACUCUGGUGAGGUCGUUCUGGAGUGACGUGAUGGACUCUGCGCAGAGCUUCAUCACCUCUUCAUGGACUUUUUAUCUUCAAGCUGAUGAUGGAAAAAUCGUUAUAUUCCAGUCUAAACCAGAAAUUCAGUAUGCACCUCAGUUGGAGCAGGAACCUACAAACUUGAGAGAAUCAUCUUUAAGCAAAAUGUCCUAUCUGCAGAUGAGAAAUUCGCAAGCACACAGAAACUACCUUGAAGAUGAAGAAAGUGACAGCUUUUUACGAUGCCUAUCUCUUAACUCUGGGUGGAUUUUAACCACGACUCUGGUCCUCUCGGUGAUGGUGUUGCUCUGGAUCUGUUGUGCAGCUGUUGCUACAGCUGUGGAGCAGUAUGUUCCCCCUGAGAAACUGAGUAUCUAUGGUGACUUGGAAUUUAUGAAUGAACAAAAGCUAAGCAGAUACCCAGCUUCUUCUCUUGUGAUUGUUAGGUCUCAAACUGAAGAUCACGAGGAAGCAGGGCCUCUGCCCACCAAGGUGAAUCUUGCUCAUUCGGAAAUCUAAGCUUUUUUAAAGAAAGUGUCAUCGACACAUCAACUUCCAUUCCUCAUAGAGCUUUUUAAAAUGGUUUCAUUGGAUAUAGGUCUUAAGAAAUCACUAUUAAAUGCAAAUAAAGUUACUCAACUCUGUGAAGACUUUA